UCGAAGCAGCAGCUCAGCAGCAAAGCAACCCAAUGUCGGCUACUUGGGAGCGAACGACACAGCAGUCUGAAGAAAGCGUUCCACCAGUGAAGACGCAAAAUCGUACGACGUGUGGUGUUUCGAAAGUCGUUUCAACGAUAGGGUACCCCCACCCCAACCUCUACACAUUACUCUCUUGUGUGCAGUGUAGACACAUAAGUUGAAAAGCUAUUAAUCUCAAAAAACUCGGAGGCGAGAAGGAGAAUUUUGUGAGAGAGUAAAAAAGGAAUAAGACUCAUUGGAGGGUGAAAAAAUAACUAUUUUCGAUUAUUGACAAUAUAUUUUGACAAAUUAACAGACACUGUUUGUGUGAAGAGAUCUUCAAAGUGUAUAGUGUGCAAAAGACAAAAAAAUACAAAAGUGGAAGAAAAAGAAAAAGGCUAGCGGCAAGGCCGAACAGUACUUCUUUGAAUGUGAUUUAAAGUGAUUGGUGUGACUUAUUGAGCCAAUUUUUUUUUCUCUCUCUUGGUCUUCGAGCAAUCAUCUUCUGAUUGGCAGCCAGUGUUCAGGCCCAACAAUAAACGUAAUAUCGGGGUGAAUAGGAUAAUUCACCAUCUGAUAGUCUUCUGAGUGUGUAAUUCGGGCUAGAAGAUUCUUUUAAAAAUAGAGAUAGUGCUUGAGAGUGAAGCUUAUUGGGUGUAAUAUACCUUAACAGAAGGAGCUAUAUAUGCUGCGGUUGGACUAUUUUUAGGACACCAAAAUAUACACAUCAUAUACAUUUUUAUGCUGCCGCUUUUCACUCUCAAGUGUGUUGUGUUUUUCGAUUUUGUGUGAUUUUGUUUUUUUUUUCGAACACAAAGAGAGGAGGGCAUACGCUUGAUCAAAUUGUGUCAAUUGCGGUCACACCACAAUUAAUAACUCUGUGCCCAAGCAAAAGAAGCAACAAAGAAUUCAAACAAAAUUACAACGUUCGAAGGACUCUAUAAAAAAAAAACAACUCCUGGCAAACACCUAAUGAGAUUAGUGGUGAUGUUAAAAAAAUUAGCACAAAAGGAAUAAAUAGUGAACAAUUUAAAUUGAAAUUGUUUGAAGAGAGAAACAAACUUUUAUAUAUUGUCACGCACAAUUUAUAUUCAAUUACUAUCGGAAAUAAGUGAGCGAUAAACUUUCAAGGUAUCCGCAUUUAAUAUUUACCGUGGAUACUCAGCGGUGUACUUGAUACAGCCGUUUGGAAGACAGCAGAAAAAAAAACAACAAUAGAAACGCGACGGUGUUGAAAUUGAAGAAAUAGUGAAAGGACUGAAUACAGACAAAAAGUGGUGAGAAGAAUUUUUGGCAAGGUGAAAAAGUAGGUGUAGGAGCCAGUUAGAAAGGGGGAGAAGAAGUGCAUCGAUCUCAAAAACUAUCAAGCUGAAGCAGUUCAACAGCUGAUAGAGGUGAACACUGUUCUCUCGCCUGGUUUAAAUGCCCCCCAAGUUUAAGUAUUAUAGCUUGAGUGGUAUGCGUGCCUAUGAGACCGCCAGCUAGAAAGUCCCUCGUUAACAAUCGACCAUCAACACACUCGCGAAUCGACCUAUGCUGUCGAUGGAACAUAGAGAGGAACCGUGAAGUGUGAAUGCUGCAUUAAAUUACGCUUCAUUUCAGGCGUAAGUGAAUCUGUAAUUGAUUUGAAAAUUAAAAAAAAAAACAAUACUGGGAUCAUAACUGAAUAAAGGGUAUCCCAAGACCAAAUUUGUGAUAUUGAGAGGAGGACUACGAAAAAUAAAAAAGAAUCCCCAUAAAAGGAGCAAAAAUUCCAAGGAGGGAUUUUCUCAAUCAAAACCGUUUUCUUCGUUCUUUUCUGCGGGGUGAACAUAUUUUCACACAUACAGCCGCGAAGGAAUGAAAAAAAAGUAAUUUCAUAUUAAAUAAUAAAUAUAGUACCACCAUAUACAAACGAACCGUAAAAACCCAUAAACGCUUAAGAGGGAAAACCAUAUCUCAACAGUACAUAGUUACUAUAUUAUCACAUCUACAACAAUAUAAAUAACACUGUGAAAAAAAGAACGUAAAGAGAGAAGUCCCAUAGCCGAAGCGGUAAAGCAGAAGGCAAAGCGAGCAAAAAAAAAAUCAAAUACAGAGCCAACAAACAAGUGAAGGAGAAAUCAUCUGCACACAUUGGCAAAUAUGACUCUCCCCACCACAACACUAAAUGCUUCCGAUGACGAUUCGGAUAUGUUCGGACCGCCGCGUUCAUCACCUUUACGCCACAAUAGGCCACGGGUGCCGAUGAUUUCGGCAAAAUUGCGCCUGAGAGAGGAGAGGAAAAGGAUAUUACAAUUGUGUGCACACAAACUUGAAAAGAUUAAGGACUCGGAGGCAAAUCUGAGACGGAGUGUCUGCAUCAAUAACACAUAUUCACGGCUAACGGAUGAAGUGAGAAGGGAGAAGCAGAGCAGAUAUUUAGCAAAUUUACCAAAAUCAGAGACGUCCAAAACGGACAAUGUCGCACAAAUCAGCAGCUCAUCAGGCAAUACUUGUGAUGUUCCCGCCACUACAGUGAAACCUAAGCGUAUGUCCUCAGCGACAGACGCAGAUCUCGAGACCCUAGAUCGGGAAAUCAAUGCGUUGGACGCAGCGAUGCCCCUGGUUGAUCCUGAGAUCACUCAAGGUGCCGAGCAACUUGAGAAGGCGCUCGUAUCACGCAAGAGAACCCGAAUGGAGGAGGACAACGAUCGCCUGGUGCGUGAAGCCCUAUCGCAAUUCUACCUGCCCAGUCCACGUCUUCUAUCCGGCAUCGACGACUGCCCUCUGGUGGCGGAGAAGCGACCCAAGACCGACCUCGAGUUAGACCUCAAUCUCGAUCUCAAUCAGAACCAACGUGAAUUCGAGGUGAUAAUGGAAACACUGAGGUUGGGUGAUUCCUGUGGCCAGGCAGCCAUGAUGAGUGACAAUGGUGUGUUCCAUAACUUGGUCGUGGCGUCGUUGGAAACGUGAAACAGGCCCCCAUACGGUGAAUUUCAGUACAUCAACUAACAGUCACCAUUAUUGCAUGAUGUUUAAAGAGAUGUUUGUGUUAAAAACUCUUUUACCGAAAAUUCACCCGCAAAUUGACCAUCUUCCUCCCCUCCCCGACCCCCCCCCUGGUGACAAAAAAGUUCUAGAUCAAAAGCGCGCAUCCCAAAAAAGAAAAAAAGAUAACAAAAUGAGAGAUUUUGAGACAAAGAGGAUUAGGAAACUGAAAACAUCAUCAAAAUGCAAUCUACAUUGCCAAUUAAUCAAAUAAUUCAACUCUUUUGAAAAUGUUACCGUGCAAUUUCAAUGCGUCAAUGCUACUUUAUGAUACUUUUAUCCCUCCCUCGGCAUCAACUUUUCUAGAGUUUUUCUUUUCUUCUUCGACUCCACUCAAAUGUGCAUUGUUGCAAAACAUUCACUCCAACCACUUCGAGCAACAUUCACAUUAAGGCGUAUUUCACUUUUUACAAUAUACUGCUUCUUUUUUUUUAAGUCUUUGACAAUAUACUCAAACUCUCCAAAAUUGUAAAAUCUUCGGCACAUUUUUCAACACAUUUAGACACUCACACAUACCAUUGGACAUAUAUAGCUUUUCAAAAGAUUUACAGGUGAAAAAUUUGUAAAUUAACCAAAUGAAAAGUCGGUCUUAAUACCCAUCACCUUGACACACUAAAAAUAUGUCGCUGUAUUCCUCAAUGAAAGUAAUUAAUUUUGGUGCAAAACUACAAUUUUUUUUUUCCUCCAAAUAUUAUCGCUCAAGGUAUAUAAUCAAAAAUUAUAUUUGUGAUGAUAGCAAUCAAAUAUACCAUAGUGUUCUAUUUUUGGGACAGGGACUGUUUUGGUGGCUAUUAAACACUUAAUUGAAAGUUAAAUAGGGGGUGGUUGGAGAAAUUUGUCUGAGCCGGAAAGAAUGACUCUGGAGAAGAAGCCCGAGAAUAUUACUGAAAGAAAAACACACAACAUAACACAUUAUUGAGCUGUGAUAUUAUUUAAUAAGGAAUUAUAUAAAGUUGUGUAAAACGUAAUAUGACUGGAUAAUUGCUUAAGCGGAAGAAUAGACGCAUUUAUUUCUUUCCCUUUCUACUCUCCCUUCUAUAAUUCUAUUUUCGGAAUAAUCUUUUUUGCUGCGGAAAAGCAGAAAAGUUCGCAAAAGCAAACCUAUAUUUUUUCUGUUUAAUUAAAAUAAGAAAAAAACAACUUAAAGAUACAAGUUAAAGUAUAGGUUCUGUUGAAUUUACGAAAAAAUUUCAGAUUAGAUUUAUAUUUCAAAAAAAACUUUGUGAAUUUCGAAAAUAUAUUUGUGAUUUUGAAUCAUGGAUAUGUCCAUUUUAUUCCAGUAUUUUGUUUUUAAAUUUAAAAUACCUCUGAAAUUGUCAAACUGACAGAUAAAUAAGAAGGAAUAUAGAAUAUCGAAUAUCACAAUGUCGCAUUCAAUUUCGAAAGAUAAUAAAGCUCAAAGAACGAAUUACGAAUUUUGUUGCGCGAUGUUCGAAACUAUAUCAAACGAUAUUCUGAAAGAAGACAUUAAACGACAUGUCGAUAAAACCUAAAAUUUACGAAAAUAUUGUACGUAAACAUCAUUGAUGUCUCUCGAAGUGGUAUCGAUUUCUCCUAAGAGCGCUACUAAUGCUAACCUGUAAGUUACCCCUUCGAGAGGGAUAUCCUACAGAUGUGUAGUGAUGAGAAUUAGUUCACUAGUUCAUUCAGGAAGAACGUUGAAGGUUCUGAAGAAAUUGCUGAUGACCAAGACGCUCAUUCACCUAAUUUCCUCAUGGGCUUCCGUCUUUAUAAAUUUCUUAUUAGGGGCUUUUGGUAAUUUUUAUGGCAUUGCCACAUGUAAGUUCGAAACUUGACAAUGACAAUUGAGCUUUCUUAUCAUAUAAGUUCGAAAAUGCAAUUCAGUGAUUUUUUUUUAAUAAACUCCUCUUCACUUGAUGGUUUACAAAUACAGGGGUGACAUGAUAACUUAUUUUCGAUACUAUCAUCUGUCGAUUCUGAAAAAUUUAUACGAUAGCAGAACUUCCUGAAACGAAUACAUAUAUUUAUAAACAGUCACAUUCUUUUAAGAAUGUCACAAUGAAUGGCCCAGCAAUGCGUAAAAAGUCGACAUUCACUUAAUCUAAUAGAUAUAGAUUUAUCGAUACUAUCGAUUCGAUAGUGUCGAAAAGUUAUCAUUCCACCCCAGGCCAUUCUAGUCGAUUUGUUUUAUAAAAUUCAUUGUCACUUGAAUUGCUGGAAAUCUUAAAUCUGUGACUUCUGACAUGGCUAUAUGACUAUGUCACGAUUGUAGAAUCAUAUUUUCGAAAAAGCUCUAUUGAGAUUCGAACUUAAUUUACCAUGGGACGUUGCCAAAGUGUGACAGAAUUCCUCUACUGAUCGGAUCAAACAAUUUUUACUAAAAAGUUUCAAUGUUUUGAAAAGGUAAUAACACCUUUAAUCUUUUCGUUUAUUUUUUAGCAAAAACAUGUUUCAUUAUAGAGAAUAAAUAAAAUCCUUGUAAUUCCUAUCUGUCGACAUUCUAUCCGAAUGUCGAUCGUUCUGUCGUAAACAAGUUAGCGAUUUUCUGUCAAGUUUAAAAUUUAUAAACUUCCAAAAUGUUUUUAAAACAUUUAAGAUAUAUCCCUUCUUAAACUCAUAAAACACUUUAGUAUUCCAAACGACUGAAUAAAACCAUUUAAAUUCCGUUAAAUAAUGUUCAUGGACCUAUCGAAGCAUUUUCGGACAUAUUAACAUCCAAGUGAUACGAAAGAGAUCCUAAAAUCUCAUGCUAAAACUGCAUGCAGAGAAAGAGGUCAGAAUGCAGUACAAAGCAAAGAAGGCACAAAGAAGGAAGGGUAGAUAGAGAAAAGAGUUGAUUAGCAACUGAAAACUAAUUGCACGCCUCUUUAUAUACCAGCAAAAUCCACACAAUAUUAUUUAUUAGGUGUAAUGAUAGUAGAAAUAAAAAAAAGAGAGUAUAUAAAUCAGAGAAAUCAAGGCGGGUUAGUUUAUUAGCACAAAGAGAGGGCAACAAGAGGCGAAAAGAAGAAAUAAUAUUAAAAAAAAAACGGAACAGACUACCAAAAGACACUCCGGAGCUAAAGCACUGUGAAAAGAGAAAAGAGACACAGUGAAAAAGAGGAUGAUAAAACUUUCACGCAUCAAUUCUUCGUAGUGUGUUAAGAAAUGUGUGCGGUCUCUGGGGGAUGGGUGUGAGCGUGUUGGUAAAAUUGUAGCAAGAGGUUGACACCUGUUGCCCUUUCAUAUCUAAUUAAAAUACUAACUAAUUAGAUCCCAAAAAGAGUCCAUUGAAUGAGGGAAAAAGUGCAAGUGUUGGACAGUGCAGAGAACAAUGGCUUUUGCAAUUCAAUUGAUAUUCUCAAUGCAAAAUUCGCGCCAAAUCUCACUGGCUUGGACUUCUUCUCGCAGCACCGGAGUGUCCUCCUAUUUUACCUUGUCCAAAAAAAAAUGAAAGAGAAAGAAUAAAAUGGAUAAACAUGUUGCUGCUUGAGUUGAAAGACGAAAAGUGUAUUGUUGAAUAUUUCUCCCUACUCUCGUGAAUUUUUCACGCGUAAAAUCAAUGUGAAAAUCGUUGAUGAAGCAAACAACGUUGCGGUGUAGGAAUUAGCACGAAAGAAAAAAAUAAGCUAACAGAACAAUGCUGGAAAUAAUGGCGCUCAAUCAUAUUCUAAAUUAGUUAUUCCUGAAUUCUUUGUAUUCAGAGGUAAGCUUUUCGAAGUUCUAGAAGUAUUCGAAAUAUUUUCGAAAAUGCAUACGAGGUGUUUGCACAUCUGUCGCUUAAUGGUGCUAUUCCAAUGAAAAAAUGAGCAUGCUUUUUUAGCACAUUACUGUUCUAAAGUACUAAAAAGACCAUGACUGUUCCCACAUGUUAUUUCAAUUAAUGUCGGUUGGAAAAUCGAUAAGAUUAAUUUAUUGUUUUCACUUUCAUAGUAUGUUCUUUAUCAUGAUUGACAAGAUGUAAGGUUCUUCUCUCUACACAAAAACGUCAUAUUUUCCCCAGGUUCAAAAUCACCAAAUAGAAAUAGUCAUGACAGGAACCGACACAAAAGCAAAGUUUAACCGAAAUCCGAAUUCGAAUAUUCUCUCCGAGCAAGCUUUCACCCGAUCACAAUGUCAUCUGACAUUCAGUCAGUGUGGAGUAACGUCAUGUCAGCUUUGUCGCGCAGCAUUACUAUUCUCUACUCGUUAUUAUCCUGGAAAUUCCGUAUGGGAACAGACAUGGUCUUUUUUAGUACGUGAGAACAGUAAUGUGCUAAAAAAAAUAUGGUCACUUUUUCAUUGGAAUAGCACCAUAAAAGCUGAUGGUACAAUUUCAUAUAAAACAAAUUCGGGCAUUUGCGAUCGAAUUUUCAUCCGAAUAAUCAAAAAAUUCGGAUAAAAAACUGUUCAAACUCGUGAUUAUCGUAAACUGCAUAAAACCCUUCAAACACUUUUAAAUGCAAUUACCACCCGAAUUGAAAAGUAUACCGAUUUUAAAAGAAUCGAAUUAGCAAGAGCCUACUGCACAUACUACAAUUUAUAUAUUUGACAUUUUUGACAAGUUAUCAACUUAUUAUUUUUUGUCAUUUUUCAAAACGAUUAAACCAGAUAAAAAUUCUGCGACUCCAUUACAUUAUUAAUUUUAACACUGAAUAUUCUAUAUAAAUUCCUAAGUUUUUAAUUAUCUCAAAAAUAAGUUCUAGAAUUCUGUAUUCUUAAAUAAUUUUAUAAUAAUCCGAAAAUCGGGUAUGGUAAUCUUCUUUUUUAAAUCAAUUGACCUCUGAGAUUCUUUAUUCUCAGAAUUGAAAUUUCAUUAAGCUACUUUCUAACUUGCUUAGUAAUUCUUUUAAAAACUUACAAACUGACCUGAAAAUCGAUUUUAAAAGCUUUCUUUUUAUCACUUAAUUGACUUUUGAGAUUCUUCAUCCUCAAAAUUUAUACUCAAAGCACAAGUUUGAAAGUGUUCGAUAAAAUUACAAUUGAAAAUUAAAAUUCUCUACCUUUCGAACACCCUGAGUUCUCUUUUAAGCUUUUCGAGCCUACUCAAAAAUCAGUUUUAGAAAUUCUUGUCCUUUUCUUUCAAAUUCUGAAGUCGUUUAUUCUCAAAGUUGAAAUUCUUCUUAUAUUAUUUUUGAAUUGAAUUAAAAAUUGGUUUCAUAACAAGAAUUGUCAACAGAAUUUUGCUAAUAUUAAAUUCGAAAAUUGUUUGUCGGGUUUCUGUCAAAAAUUUGAAUUUUCUAUCGAACAAAUCUUAUUUAACAAACGGAUUUACAAGACAGUUUCCUUUCUGAAUAUCGAAUCUUCAAUCGAUUAUUUAAAUUUUUCAUUUUUGAAUAAUUUCAUAUUUAUUACGAAAGGACAAUUUUUCAUAUUACAACAAUACAAAUAAUUUCGACGUUAUUUACUUGUCAGAAAUGCCAAAUAUUUGAAUCUCUAAGAUACAUCUAGCGCUCAAACGGCAAAUACGUAAACUCAUGUAUGCAACCCGAAUUAUGUAUUUUCGAACAACGUUAGAAUUUCGAAAAACUACUUAUGCAUGCAUGGAAUUUCAAUUUAAUUUUAGUAAAAACUAAAUUUCGACUGAAAUAAAUUUUGUAUUCCAGAAAAUCAAUGCAAACUAGAAAAUAUUUUCAACUAUAAAGAAAUAUAUGCGUCACUAUUUAAGCCACAAUACCGUGGAAAAUGCCUAUUUUUCCGCUCUUUUUGCGAACUAUGCUUAGAAUUGUCUUAUUUAUUUAUUUUCUCACAUUGUGCUAAUGAUUCGAAAAAAAUGUGUCUCACCACUUGAUGUCUCAAGAUGAUAUUUCACUCUCCAUACCUCUCUAUCUCAUCUCUCUCUCCUUCUCUCUGCGCAUUCUAAUCAAUGUUCUGAGUAAAGAAUGAGAAUAAUUUGAUGUCUGGCACGUGCAGUAAAAUUCACACACGAGUCACUUUUACUGACAAAUAGGAUGAAGAUCUAAGCGUUUUUGAACAAGUUAAUAACUCUGUUUUAUUUUUUUUUGAUAGACACCACGAUGAGGUGAGUUAUUUAGACAAGUUUGUGCAGAAAUAAAUGUAAAUAGAUGAGAGAAUAAGAAAAAAAAACGUAAAUUGUAUUUAGGACCAAAAGAACGUAAAUUAUUUAUGCCAGAAUAACAACUUAUACCGUAACAAAAUAUAAAAGAUUAUUGUUAAAUAAAAAUGAAACAUAAAAGAUGAAAAAACUCCAAAAGUGCUUGAAUUUAGAGAUUAAUUUGAAGGAAAACUAAAUGGAAUGAAAGUGAGAAAAAAAUCAUAAGAUUUUGUGGGCCAGAUAAAUUUUGUUGUCGGACGAAAAACAAAGAAAAAAUGAAUAGAAAAAAAAAGAUAAGAUUUCUAUAUAUUUUUAUGUUCAGAGAAAUUAAUCAGAAAGAUCUCACAUUGAUAUCAAAUUUCUGGUAUUUAUAUUAAAAAGUGUUUUAUUUUGUAACUAGUUUUUGUGUAAAGAAAAAAAAGCAUUAAAAAAUUGUUAUUAUAAAAAGUGGCACACAAAAAUUCAAAGAUUAGAAAUCUUGUAGCAAAAAAAAAGAAAGAUGAAAAAAUGAGUCAGUUCCAAAAAGUAGAAUGCCAAUAAUUAUUAUUAAUUAUCAAUUAAUAAUAAAUAAAUGUGUUUAUUCUUAUAAAUAGAGUAUAAACAUAGUAAAAAAAAGAAACAAAAGAAAAAUGCGUGAGGAAAUGAUAAAGUCCUCGCAGCAUUUAAAAGUAAAAAAAAAAACGAGAGAGAAAAAUGAAACUUAAAGAUUUAUUAUACAAUUAAUUAUAAAUUAUUAUAAAUUAAAAUAUACAAGACGAGAAAUGAAAACAAUGAUAGAAAAAAACCUAUAAAUAGAAAUAUAUUAAUUAAUUGUAGUCAAUUAAGGGCAUCUUGUACGUUAUUUGUCUCUUUUUUUUUAAUUUCAAUUUAUAAUGUAUAUUUUCCGUUUAAUAGUUUUAUUUUGUUAAAAUAAUUGUCAUCUAUGGCGUAGACAAAUUACCAAAAUAUAAAUUGAAAUUUUUGUUUAGA
Molecule: messenger RNA, 9973 nt
Organism: Phlebotomus papatasi
Lineage: Eukaryota; Metazoa; Arthropoda; Insecta; Diptera; Psychodidae
Exons: 3
Coding region: 2146-2955 (269 amino acids)
Source: RefSeq, a predicted model, not a curated record